Zygotorulaspora mrakii is the source of this 1365-nucleotide messenger RNA. RefSeq names its product mRNA guanylyltransferase (gene CEG1). The coding region runs from base 1 to 1365 and encodes 454 amino acids. Gene Ontology annotation, molecular function: mRNA guanylyltransferase activity; ATP binding. The transcript has a single exon. The record is from RefSeq and is a predicted model, not a curated record. Lineage: Eukaryota; Fungi; Ascomycota; Saccharomycetes; Saccharomycetales; Saccharomycetaceae. Gene Ontology annotation, biological process: 7-methylguanosine mRNA capping. Gene Ontology annotation, cellular component: mRNA capping enzyme complex.
AUGAAUGCAAGCAGCUCUCCAGAGAUACCUGGUAUCAUUCAGCCAGGAAUGGUCACGCAAGAUUUGAAGAUGAUGGUAUGCAAAUUACUCAAUUCACCCAAGCCAUCCAAAACAUUCCCUGGCUCUCAGCCCGUUUCUUUUCAGCAUUCAGAUAUCGAGAAUAAACUUUUGAGUCAAGAUUAUUACGUUUGUGAGAAGACUGAUGGAUUGCGUGUGCUAAUGCUUAUUUUGAUCAAUCCAGUGACUAGAGAACAAGGUUGCUUUAUGAUUGACAGGGAAAACAAUUAUUAUUUAAUCAAUGGGUUUCGAUUUCCUAAACUACCUCGUAAAGACAAGAGAGAGCUACUGGAGACGUUGCAAGAUGGUACACUGGUUGACGGGGAACUUGUUCUUCAAACAAAUCCAAUUACAAAGUUGCAGGAAUUAAGGUAUUUGAUGUUUGAUUGUCAGGCAAUAAACGGACGUUGUUUGACCAGUUCACCAACCAGCUCACGAUUGGCACAUUUAGGUAAAGAGUUUUUCAAACCGUACUAUGAUUUGAGAUCUAUAUUUCCUGAUAAAUGUGUGACUUUUCCAUUUAAAUUGUCAAUGAAACACAUGAACUUCAGCUAUGAUUUAGUUAAAGUCGCAAACAGUUUGGAAAAACUGCCGCAUAAAUCAGAUGGUCUGAUUUUUACACCUGUAAGAACGGCGUACUGCAUCGGUACGAAGGAUUCCUUAUUACUGAAAUGGAAACCUGAAGAUGAAAAUUCAGUUGAUUUUAAGCUAGUCUUGGAUAUUCCGAUGGUUGAAGAUGAAUCCACUCCCAAAAAAGAUCCUAAUAGAUGGUACUAUAAUUUCAAUGUAAAGCCAAACUUUGAACUUUAUGUUUGGCUGGGCGGAGCUGAUGUCAAUACCAAACUGAAAGAUUUUGGGAAUCCAUUCAGCAAAAAAGAAUUCGAGUUACUUGAACGAACAUAUAAGAAAUUUGCUGCAUUGGAGGUAUCAGACGAAAAAUGGCAAGAGUUGAAAAGCUUAAAUGAACCUUUAAAUGGAAGAAUAGUAGAGUGCACUAAGGAUCAAGAGACUGGGGCCUGGAAAUUUUUAAGAUUUAGGGACGACAAAUUGAAUGGUAACUAUACGUCCGUUGUCCAAAAGGUUUUGGAAAGUAUAAGUGACUCCGUGAAACUUGAAGAUUUGGCGGAGGUUGCAAAUGAUAUCAAAGAACUGUGGGAAGAUCGCAAAGAAGAAGAGCGUGGAUCAGCAGUAAGUUCCCACGCACCACCAAUGAUUAAGAGGGUGCAAAAAUCUACUAAUGGUGUCAAUGACAGUAAUGAGACCCCUAUACAACCGAGGUACGUUGACGAAGAUGAUUUUUCUGAGUAA